This is a messenger RNA of Punica granatum (pomegranate), 1038 nucleotides long. Lineage: Eukaryota; Viridiplantae; Streptophyta; Magnoliopsida; Myrtales; Lythraceae. The record is from RefSeq and is a predicted model, not a curated record.
GAGAAAAAUAUGAAAAAACGGAGAAAGCUAAGUCGUCGCCGGAGAAGGAAGAAGCUCCGAGAGACAGGAGAGGAAGAAGAUGAAGCUGACAUGGAACAAGAAGAACCUGCAGAGCGCCAAGAAGCGGCCUUUGGCUGCCGUUUCUCGCUACCCGAACCUCCCCUUCGACCAGCAAGGCGACGGCGCAGCUGAUACCGCCGAGGCGGCGGGUGGCGAGCGCAAAGACGACGAAGUUCCUGAGAAUCAAGAACAAAUAGCAAAAACGAUGGCUUCCGAACAUGACCCUCCUUCCGGUUCUGAUUCUGACCGCGAAAGAUUAGCUCAAUCGUUUCAGGCACAGGGCGACAAGCUCGCAGAGGACGGGAAGUAUCGGGAAGCUCUCGGGAAGUGGGAGGCUGCUCUCACUUUGAUGCCCGAAAACAAGGUCUUGCACGAGCAGAAGGCGCAGGUGUUGCUCGAGUUAGGAGAUGCGUGGAGCGCACUGAAGGCAGCAACUCGAGCUACUGAGCUGGAUCCAUCGUGGGCUGAGGCUUGGCUCACCCUGGGAAGAGCGCAGUUGAACUUUGGGGAGCCUGAUAGUGCUAUUCAGAGUUUUGACAGAGCAUUGGCAAUCAAGCCUGCAUUUCGGGAGUCUCAAGAUGACAGGAGAGCUGCAUUGAAUCUCGUGAAGAGGAGAAAGCAGCUUCAUUUGUCGGGCUUCAGUACUAAAGAGUCUCGUUUUGUGGUUAAUGAUAAAGUCGAAAUCCCUGACAAUGCUUUUCAUGAAUAAUGACGAAUAUUGAGGUACGCAACUUCUCAAGUUCUGAAGUGCUAUGUGAAAGAGUUGGAUUACGGCCAUAAGAGGAUGUACCCUGUAGAGCCUUUUCACUCUUGGACUAUAGAUCAAAAUAAGGUGUGAAAAUGUAUCAGGUCUUGGAGAUUUUGUGUAAAAUUUAGACGGCUUUUGUGGAAGAAAGGGAUACUGGACCCUUUGUGUUAAGUACUGUUAAUGAGUACCAAUUGAAAUCAUGCUUGUGUAAAUCUUUCUUUGUUCGUUAA